AACGGUUGGGAGAGUCGGCGGGAGCUGCCGCGCUUGACAGUCCCCCCGGAGGCUGGGCCUCUGCAGCGAGCGGCGGGAGAGAAUCCCAAAAAUGAUGGCUGAGAACCUAGACCAGUUCCUUGAAGAUCAAAAAGCCAAAUUGGCACAAGACAAGGCAAAACUUGAAAAUGAUCCUCCUUACAUGGAAAUGCAGAACAAAAGUGCAGAGAAGCUUUCAGAGACCAGCAAAAUAUUAAUAUCCAUGGCUAAAGAAAACAUCCCACCAAAUAGUCAACAGACUGGUAUACAUGACUAUGGCUUAAGCUUGCCUCUUGGGGAAGAAUAUGAACAUAAAAAACACAAGCUGAAGGAAGAGCUUCGACAAGAUUACAGACGUUACCUUUCUCAGGGUAUGUCACAGGCAAAAAAGAAGAAAAGAUAUCUUACAUCUGGUGAAGUUGAUCCAUAUACUCAGGGACUGUCUCUUCCUAUUGGUGACAGGAGGUCUGCUAAGGACAGGUUAAGGCUUGAAAGAAACAAAGAGUACAAUCAGUAUCUCAGGGAAAAGGAAGAAUGGAAUGAAAGGUUAAGAAGAGCAGGAAAGAAACACACAGAGCAUGACACAGACAAGCACCAAAAGGGCAUUGUUGUUACCAACAUCCAGUCGGCAUUACAUACUCCAAAUUUAUCUCCAAGAAGAGAUGAAGAAUCCUUCAAGAAAGAUGCUUGUACAUCUACAGACACAUAUGAAAUGCUCUCAAAUAGGAGACAACUGCUAGAUCAACAUCACAAACCAGAUAAUGAAAUUGGAUGUGGGGACAGCAUAUUGUACAAAAAACUUGAUGAAAAAUUGAACAUUUCCAACAGAAAGCACCAAAGGCCAGAUGGUAAACCUGAUAUCUCUACUAGAAGGCACCCCAGGUUUGAUGAGGAUUAUGAACCUGAAAUAAAUGAUGAAAUGGAUCCCAGGUUUCGAUAUGAAAGCGAUUAUGAUAAAAAGCCAUUGCGAGUCUUUCAUGCUCAAAGAAGUCCUACUAAUGAACAGGCACAGUCUGCUGCUGGUAGUGUUCCAUAUGCAACAGGACUGAUAAUUGGAGGUCAAGAUAAAGAACUUAUUCAGAGAAGGAAAGAACAAUAUAGGCAAGAUUUAAUGGACCAAAUUGCUGAGCAACAGAGAAAUAAGAGACGUGAAAAGGAACUUGCGCUCCCAGUUGCUGUAUCUGGAGCUGUAGACCCUGAGAAAAAGCCCGACAGGCUAAAAGAGUUGGGAUUAACACCACGAUUACCUGAAGAGAGAAUACCACCAGAAAGACCAAGACCAGCAUUUCAAACUCCUACACCUGGACCCACCUCUAUAUCUGCACCUCCCAUCUCACCAGUGAAUGAACCUUUUCACAGAGGAUUGUCCACUGCUCUCGGAGAAAUGCUGGCUCCCAGAAUUGCACCUUUACCACCACCACUACCACCACCAAUUUUGGCUGACAACUAUAGAACUCCUUAUGAUGAUGCAUACUAUUUCUAUGGUGCCAGAAAUCCUUUGGAUCCUAGCCUUGCAUACUAUGGCCCAGGCACGAUGGGGGCCCAGGCUUCAUCUGCACCUCCACCUGUUGAUACUGUUCAAAGACCUCCUGCUGCAACCAUCUGUAAAAUUGGAGCAAGAAUUACAGAUGAUAGACCAAGAGGUUUUGGAAUAUUUCCCGAAGAAAAACCAAAAACCACAAGACAAGCUACUGUAGCUUAUCAACAAGAAUUACAACAGCAGAUAAGGGAAAGAGAAGAACGUCGCAGGCAAGAAAAGGAGGAAAAGGAACGGUAUGAAGCCAAGUUAGAAGCUGAAAUGAGAAAUUACAAUCCUUGGGGAAAAGGAGGUGGAGGUGCUCCUCUCAGAGAUAAAAAAGGAAAUCUCAUAACUGAUUUGAAAAUGAUGCACAAGCAAAAUGAAGAUGCAUAUCAUAAUCCAGAGGCACGAGUACAUGAAGAUAAAAGGGCUAUAGUAUCUGUUGAUCUAAGUUUGGCCUCCCCAAGACUUGAGAAUACAGAUGAAUCUACAAAUAAAAUAGCAGGUUUUACAUAUACACAAACAUCCCCAUAUGCUCGUGGUAACGUUUUUGGUGAGGCCCCAACACCGGAGCAGCUUAGGCGACAAGAAUCAUACAAGAACUUCCUUCGUUUUCAGAUAGAGGAGAAAAGAAAGAGAGAAGAAGAAGAGCGUGAAAAACUAAGACUUGAAGAAGAAAGGGAAGAAAGAAGGCUAGCAGAGCAGAGGGCUAGAAUACAGAGAGAAUUUGAUGAAGAAUUGGAAAGGAAAAGAAGGAAAGAGGAAGAGCAAAGAUUAAAAAAUGAAGAACUAUAUCGAUUAGCUGAAGAAAGGAAAAAAGAGGCAGAGAGAAAAAGAAUAGAGGAAGAAGAAAGACAGUAUAAGCAGAACAGUGAAACUGAAAAACAUAUAAUAAUUGAAGAAGAAAAGAUAUCUAGGCAGCCUUCUCCUCUUAUUCCAUCUCUUCAGAACAAACCAUUAGUAAAAGAAGAAAGGACACUUUUGGUGGAGAGCCGUAUGUCUUAUUAUACACAUGAUGUCCCUAGAGUUCAGUCUCCUCCGGUCCCAGCUAGAAGAAACCAGCUACGCGCAUAUGAAGAAAGGAAAGAUGUAAUAAACGAGCUAUCCGAGAUGAGGAAGCAGCUCCGCAGUGAAGAGCGGCGACUACAGGAGCAGUUGUUGAAAGUAUACAGUGAUGAUGACGACAUGCCAGCAAAAGGCAGGAGGAAAGAUAAACAUAACAUGGAUGUAUUUGAGAUGGCUAGACUUCGUAUGCAAGCUCCAGUCAGGCGACCAUCAUCAAAGGAAGUUGCUGAUCCUAUCAACGUACAAAAUAUCCGUGAAUUUAAUGAACUUAAAUACAAAGAUUCAGAUACCCGAGUAGAAACGAAAUACAUGUAUCCUGAUCCUCCCACCAAUAAUGAUACUCUGGACAUUCAGCAGCAGGCGUUGUUAAGGGAGCAGAAAAAGAAACUUACAAAAUUGAGGAGAAAUGCAGAAGGUGUCCUAGAUUUUGAUGAUCCUGUGUCUGGCUUUAAAUCAAGAGGCGUGGGAAUGGUCAGGGAUGAUGAGUCAAAUGAGUCUAUGAAGAAUUCACUCUUGGAAUCUGAUAGUGCCUUUAUUGGUACUGACGGUGAGACCUUUCCUACUUUAGAAGAACCGAACUUCAACAUGGAUAUAACUUCGCCACCACCUGUAUCUGCAAGGGAAAGGAGGCGAGAGAAGAAAAAGGAUGAUGCCCCUUUUAGGGUGACUCCACCACCACAACCAGACAACAGCUCUCUGCACUCAAGCUCUAGUCUCAAUAUAGAUCAGUUAAAAGCAAGAAACGAGGAGCGACUGCAAAGAUUGAAUGAGCUACGAAAGAAGGCCAUUCAUAUAGCUGAUGAUAUUUCACUGGGAAAUGCUGAUGAUAUCCUGAAGGAAUUGCCCUCUAUGGGUGCCCGAAGAUCUGACUCUAUUGACACAGUGGCAACUGAGCCAUGGCUGAGACCUGGGACAUCUGAAACCCUUAAACGAUUUAUGGCUGAGCAGUCAAGGCAAGCUAAACUUUCUUCUGAGAAGAACUUACCCUUCAAUUGGCAGGGGCUGUCAACUGCCCAUGGCUGAAUAAAUCUGUAGCAAAGCCAACUGUGCCUUUCGAAAGAAUGUUUCGUCACUACUGCACUUUUAAUUUUUUUAAAAUGUAAAUGCUCUGUACAGAAGUGGAGAUGUCACAAAUCUUGUAAACAGGCAGGCAAACUGAUUAUGACAAACUGCUGCAAUCCCCUAUCUUCUAAAGUUAAAUUAUCAGUAUGUUACUGGUAAGACCCACACUUGGAAAUAGGACUCCUGCACUAGGUCAUCCUGAAAACAUCAGGUUAGAGCUAAACACAUGAAGUUUAAUAAUAGCACAGAGACUGGGUUUUCCAGUUUACUCUUUCGGUAUUUUUUGUUUGAAAAUUACCUCAGACCUCAACUACUACUACAAGAUUGUGAAAUGUGUCCUGAGUUUAACAGAACUGAAGUCUAUGGCUUGGAUUGCUCAGAUAUGUAGUAGACAUUUAGGUUCCUGUGUAGGACUUUUGCUGCUUUACAAUUCAUCACAUAUUCACUAUCCAAUCAUUUGUUCUAAAAUUCUAGAUUAAUGUGCCUUCUUGUUGUGGUGGGUUUUUUUAAUGUCAAUAGUGAAUACUAUAAAAUGUAUUUAUGGUCAUGCUUUUAAGAUUACAAAAUAAAUUAUAUUUUAUUAAAAGUUUAA
Molecule: messenger RNA, 4256 nt
Organism: Elgaria multicarinata webbii
Lineage: Eukaryota; Metazoa; Chordata; Lepidosauria; Squamata; Anguidae
Gene: CSPP1
Product: centrosome and spindle pole associated protein 1
Exons: 30
Coding region: 92-3625 (1177 amino acids)
Biological process (GO): positive regulation of cytokinesis
Cellular component (GO): centrosome; microtubule; spindle pole
Source: RefSeq, a predicted model, not a curated record